Entelurus aequoreus (snake pipefish) is the source of this 2822-nucleotide messenger RNA. RefSeq names its product coenzyme Q8A, genome duplicate a (gene coq8aa). The record is from RefSeq and is a predicted model, not a curated record. Lineage: Eukaryota; Metazoa; Chordata; Actinopteri; Syngnathiformes; Syngnathidae. The coding region runs from base 325 to 2331 and encodes 668 amino acids. Gene Ontology annotation, biological process: ubiquinone biosynthetic process. The transcript has 16 exons. Gene Ontology annotation, molecular function: kinase activity. Gene Ontology annotation, cellular component: extrinsic component of mitochondrial inner membrane.
CGCGCGCUAGUAAACAGAAGAGCACAGCGUGCAACAAACAUCGCUCUGCUUUUUAAGUGGGUCAAAUGAGGUCACGCUGAUUCUUACCGAGUGUCCGUCCAGACCGGAGGGUGGCGUGCGUGUCUGUGAACGUGCCUUUGGAGCGAGGGAGUUGUGUCGAGUAAAUAGUGACUUUAUGGGUCAGAGACACAAACUGUACGUGUUGAAGACAGUCGCUGGAGGACAAACUGCAGGUUUUGUGUAUUCAAAUAUGAAACUCUGCUAAGAUUUGCUUGAGUCGUCUUUGGAGAAACUACCCCACGCAGCAGUUGCCACGGCGACAUCAUGGCGAGUGACAUGAUGCUACUGAUGCGAGGCUUGGCUAAAGUCAGCCAGGCCGUAGUUGAGACGCAGAGCAGCGUCCUACGCAGCGGGACAGGUCUUUCAGGUGUCGGCACUGCAGUCCAAAGCUUCCAAUCAGCGGCCGAGCAAGGCCUCUCUAUGGCAAUGAUGAAAGCACAGGAGAUGUCAGGGCAGCAGCAAACCUCGUCGCUGGAGUUUGACUUUCCCCAGGAUGACCUUGCAGCGUCCAAGUUCAACGAGGAAGAAUUCAUGGCAGAUGAGCAAGGCAGCGCUAAUGAGGCGGCGUCUAAUCAGAGCGCCGCAGGCGGGUUAUUCCAGGGCUUCAAGGAUCCUUCAAAAGAGUUUGGCGGCGGCCAGACGAGAUCGUACCACCAUGACGCUCGGUACGACACAGCCAACUCAGCUCAAACUCGUAUUUUGGUGUUUUUAUGUUCCUUUUUGUGCCGCAGACAAAUUGUAGGAAACCAUGCUUGGCUUCGAGUCUGCAGCCGACAGUCAGCGGGGCAACAGCGAGGCUACCAUCAGGAUCCGUCUUCCGUCGGCGGGCUGACGGCCGAAGACCUGGAAAAAGCCAGGGAGAGCAAGAGGGCUGACGUGAAACCGCACAAGCAGAUGCUGAGUGAGAGAGCCCGAGAGAGGAAGGUGCCUGUGACACGACUUAGCAGACUCGCCAACUUUGGAGGUUUGGCUGUCGGUUUGGGCAUUGGAGCCUUGGCAGAGGUCGCUAAGAAGACCAUGAGACAUAAUGCUGCAGCAGGAGAGAAUAAAAAGUCAAUCCUGGAGUCCAGUCCCUUUCUGUCUGAGGCAAACGCUGAACGCAUUGUGAGGACAUUGUGCAAAGUCCGAGGAGCUGCCUUGAAACUUGGACAGAUGCUCAGCAUUCAAGAUGAUGCGUUCAUCAACCCGCAGCUGGCAAAGAUAUUUGAUCGAGUGCGGCAGAGCGCCGACUUCAUGCCCAUCAAACAAAUGAUGAAAGCGUUGAACAGUGACUUGGGUCCAAACUGGCGAGACAAGCUGGAGUUCUUCGAGGAGCGUCCAUUCGCCGCCGCGUCCAUCGGUCAGGUGCACCUGGCCCGGUUGAAGGAUGGCCGGGAGGUGGCCAUGAAAAUCCAGUAUCCUGGCGUAGCCCAAAGCAUCAACAGUGACGUCAACAAUCUGAUGACUGUGCUGAAUAUGAGCAAUGCGUUGCCUGAAGGCUUGUUUCCAGAGCACCUGAUAGACGUGAUGAGGAGAGAGUUAGCGCUGGAGUGCGACUACAUCAGAGAAGCUCAGUGUGCUAAGAAAUUUAGGGAUCUUCUGAAGGACCAUCCCUUCUUUUACGUACCACAGGUGAUCGACGAGCUGUGCAGCAGCCAUGUUCUCACCACAGAACUGGUCCCCGGGUUUCCCCUGGACCAGGCCGAGGGCCUACCCCAGGAGCUGAAGAACACUAUCUGUGAGAACAUCCUGAACCUGUGCCUCAGAGAGCUGUUUGAGUUCCGGUACAUGCAGACCGACCCUAAUUGGUCCAACUUCCUGUACGACCCACAAACGCACAAGGUGGCGCUGCUGGACUUUGGAGCCACCAGAGGAUUCGAUCAAAGCUUCACCGACAUCUACAUAGAAGUGAUCCGCUCGGCCGCUGAGGGUGACCGAGAAGGCGUUCUGAAGAGGUCCAUUGAGAUGAAGUUCCUCACUGGUUAUGAAUCCAAGGCCAUGGUCAAUGCACACGUGGACGCCGUGAUGAUCUUGGGCGAGGCCUUCUCGUCGCCGGAGACCUUCGACUUUGGCGCCCAAUCCACCACCGAGCGUAUCCACAACCUCAUCCCCGUCAUGCUGCGUCACCGCCUGACCCCGCCCCCAGAGGAGACAUAUUCAUUGCACCGCAAGAUGGGCGGCUCUUUCCUCAUCUGCUCCCGCCUCAACGCCAAGCUGAGCUGCAAGGACAUGUUCCACGCCACCUACCAGAGCUACUGGGAGGGACGCACGCCGCCGUCCAGCUCGACCUGAAAGGCGCCUGCUUGACUGACGGGUCCGAGGACCAAUCGCAAAUGCCAAAUGUUUGUGGAAGAGGGCGAGAUUUUAAAAGCGCAUACUUUGUCUGUGUUGAACGCCAAAGAGACGUAAGCGGGCCUUGGACUUAAUGUGCUGUUUUUGGCAUUUUAUUUUUGCUAUUGUUGAACUUUGACAGGCUUUCAGGAAUAUCAGGAUAAGAGUUAAGGAACAGUCAGCAAACAAAAUCAUGCAAUACGUGUGUCCAGGUCCUCCAUGUUUCUACCUUGAAAUGAACACAAAGUACACUGGAAAUGCAGUUUUUGUAGGCUACAUUUAGCGAGCAUUGAACUUUAAAUGAAGCUCAGGGUGAUUUUACUGCUAUACUUUCUACACCACCUAUGAAUAUAUCUUGUUUAGUCCAUUUUCCUUUUAUGUUUUUUUUUUUUGGGACCUGACGCGUGUUUGGAAGUCAAUAGGUGAUUAAAAACAAACAUGUUUGCAGUGAG